This is a messenger RNA of Paramecium tetraurelia, 852 nucleotides long. RefSeq lists its product as uncharacterized. The transcript is spliced from 5 exons. The record is from RefSeq and is a predicted model, not a curated record. Gene Ontology annotation, molecular function: ubiquitin protein ligase activity. NCBI's taxonomy places the organism in Eukaryota, Ciliophora, Oligohymenophorea, Peniculida, Parameciidae.
AUGUAAUAAGUCAAAUAGUUUGCCAUUCGAAGACCAAAUGUAGUGCAGAAGCCCAAGGCUGAAACAAUCCCAUUGAAACCUGUUGGGAAGGUUCUUCAACAAAUUCCUCUAUUACACUCGUAAGUACCAGAGAAUAAUUCAAUUCUAUUUACUCAAGAAGAAUUUAAAAAAUUAUAGUAAGAAAAUGAACAAUUAAGACACUAGCUUAAUAAUAAGUUUUAGGAUUAUGAUAAGAAAAUUUAAAUCAUGAACGAGUUAGUUUACAAAUUUGAAGAAUAAAUAAAGAGAAGAGAAAGUGAUAUUCAUUAUUAUAUUCAUAAGAUCGAAUAUAAUAUUAAGGAAAUCAAAUAAUAGAAGGAAGUCAUUGCCAAAUUGAGAAACAAGAAGAAGGAUUACAAGAUGAAAUUCUUAGCUCUAUAAUAAUAGAACCCGCAACAGCAGCAAGAUCCCUUUCAAUCCUUAGUAGAAAUGAGGGAACUUCUGCUGCAAUUCAGAUUGACAGCCCAAGUGUUGCCACUUCUAUAACAAUAGUGGAGAUUGAGACAAUAUCAAAAUCAAAUUAUCGAUGUGGACAAUAUGAAUUAUGAAGAAUUGCUAUCCCUGGGAGAAUAGAUAGGCAAUGUGUCCAAUGGGAUAGCUAGGGAAGACAUCAGGAGAAUUCGUAAGCAAGUGAUUUAGGCGAGUGACAACAUCCAAGGAGUCUGUCCAGUCUGUCAAUGCAACAUGGAAAUAGGGGAGAAGUAUCGACGCUUGGGUUGCAAUCAUCAUUACCAUGCAAAAUGCAUCAAGACGUGGUUAUUGUAGCAUAAUAAUUGUCCUGUUUGCAAACAGAAUGUUGUAAUUGCUAUUUGA